Cryptomeria japonica (Japanese cedar) is the source of this 1384-nucleotide messenger RNA. RefSeq lists its product as uncharacterized. The transcript is spliced from 3 exons. Gene Ontology annotation, molecular function: 5'-flap endonuclease activity; crossover junction DNA endonuclease activity. Gene Ontology annotation, biological process: double-strand break repair via homologous recombination. Bases 192 to 875 code for a protein of 227 amino acids. NCBI's taxonomy places the organism in Eukaryota, Viridiplantae, Streptophyta, Pinopsida, Cupressales, Cupressaceae. The record is from RefSeq and is a predicted model, not a curated record. Gene Ontology annotation, cellular component: Slx1-Slx4 complex.
AAGUAGUAGUUAUUAAAUUCUUUAUGCCUCUUCAUUUUUUUUAUUUUUCAAAAUUGAGAAAAAUUAUUUUUUUGGCCGGUAGUCAGGCUUUACGAAAAGUAUGCGUGAAACUUCCAGUAGUCUGUUUGAUAGUGACAUGUUUCCGAAUUAUCUGAUCAGAUUUCUACCAUCAUCGAUAUUUUGUGAAAUCUAUGCUGCGUUUAUUCUUGGGAAAAUUAAAAGUUACGAGGCUGCAAGAGAUUCAAGGCCAACAGGUUUACAGAUGCUAUGGCCAAUUAAAGUCAAAAUCAGUAAUAAUGGCUUCCCCCAUUGAAGGAGCAACCCCCAGAACGCCUGUAAUAUCUAUUAUCAAAGAGAAUGGUAACGAAAAUCGCUCCUCCAAUUCCAAAUCUUCUAAAUCCAGACGGUCUUUAUUAAAGGAUCUGAAAAAUCAACCCCAAUCUGCUAUUGUUAUUGAUUAUAAUGAAGAAGAAGAAGAGAAUAAAUCGAAGGGCUGGCGUGUUUAUCUCAUCAUAUCUGCAGAUAUGCGCAAGACAUAUGUGGGUGUCACUACAAACUUCAAACGCAGAUUGAGGCAACAUAAUGGUGAACUUAAUGGUGGAGCUAAAGCAUCGCGAGCAGGGAGGCCUUGGCAAUGUGUAUGCCUGGUUCACGGUUUCAAAGACCGCUCCGAGGCAUGCGAAUUUGAAUGGAAGUGGAAGCAUUUUUCUCGAAAGUCAUCUCGUAAGUCAAAGAAACUUGAAAAUGUAAGUGAACAAACAGGAUACUUUGCAUCUCCUCUUGUGAAACACAGACAAGCAGCACUCAAUAGAGUCAAGGAAAACCUUGAUUGCCAGCACCUAAAAAUUCAGUGGCAAGAGCAGUCGCCAUCUUAAUUAAUGUACCUUAGCAAAUUAGCUACCCGUGUAUUUUUGUGUACUGUUAUCCAAAAUAGUGCUAUGAUUCCUUGUCAAGGCAACUCUCAAACAGAUUUCCCCAAUAAACAAAUCAAGUUCGAUUGUUAAUUUAAAUCGAGUUUGGCAUAUACCCAUUAUAGCAUGCCUAUUCUUUCUGGUUAUGAACAGAGAGUCUCGCAAUUGUUGCAGAAGUGUGCUUAGCGGCAUCCAAGUGCUGUCAACAUUCUCGUCAAUCUGUGCAUCUGAAUGCAUUUGUGAAUAUGUUGGAAUAGUAAAACUAUUCUUGCAAAUCAGUAAACCAGUGCUCUACCAAGUUAUAAAGGCUAUAUCUUUUCUUUGUUGCGAAUUGUGACUACAUUAUGACUUUUGUUGCGAAUUGUGACUACAUUAUGACUUCCAUGCUACAGCUAUCCCUUGCAGAGGAGGUGUAAAUCCCCUAUUGCUUGGCAUAAAGUACCAUCAUACAUGAUAUGAUAAUUUAUUUUCAA